UAUAUAUACUUCACUUUUAAAUCAUUAUUUCCAACACAAGCUAUCUUACAAAAGACUAACACUCCAUACAUACACUCAACUCCCUCCAGUUCUUCUCUUCUGAAGAUGGGAUUCAGUUUAGGUGGAAUAGCUCAGACCAAAGAGAAACUCCGAAGAACACUUUCGCCUAGAAAAGCAAACGUAUCGACGUACAAUGACGUCCCAAAAGGCCAUUUUCCAGUGUACGUCGGUGAGAUGCACACAAGGUUUGUGAUUCCCAUAUGCUACUUGAACCACCCAUUGUUCCAAGACUUGUUGCAUUUGGCUGAGGAAGAGUUUGGAUACAACCAUCCAAUGGGAGGCCUCACAAUUCCCUGCCCUGAAGAUUACUUCCUAAGCCUUACUUCUCAACUGAGUUCUUGUCGGACGGCACUUUCAUUCUGAUCAAGUUCAUAACUCGGCCCCAUUGAUUUGGAAACCUGAACUGAGAUGACUGAACUAGGAUGCUAAGUUUUGUAAUCCAGAAUAGAUUCAUAUUCUUUCUUGCAGAUUGCUUCUGCUUGUAGCCUGUAAAUCUUACCAAUGAAUAUAACC
Messenger RNA from Sesamum indicum (sesame), 573 nucleotides. Its product is annotated as indole-3-acetic acid-induced protein ARG7-like. The record is from RefSeq and is a predicted model, not a curated record. Gene Ontology annotation, biological process: response to auxin. NCBI's taxonomy places the organism in Eukaryota, Viridiplantae, Streptophyta, Magnoliopsida, Lamiales, Pedaliaceae.